This is a messenger RNA of Bipolaris zeicola 26-R-13, 399 nucleotides long. RefSeq lists its product as uncharacterized. NCBI's taxonomy places the organism in Eukaryota, Fungi, Ascomycota, Dothideomycetes, Pleosporales, Pleosporaceae. The coding region runs from base 1 to 399 and encodes 132 amino acids. The transcript is spliced from 3 exons. The record is from RefSeq and is a predicted model, not a curated record.
AUGAAUGCUCUAGCCACAGGUCAAUUCGGCCGGACUGUCAUUUUGCGGGAAGUUGCUGAGGCUGUGUCCGAUAGCGCGGGCGAAGUUGCACAACGGCAAUCGACUCAGCGUCAUCAUGUUCAAGCCUUCCAAGGACCAUCCCAAGCUGCCCUUGGCUACGCCUUAAGCCUUGCAGUGUGUCUGGGCAAUGACGCAGGGGCGCGGCGCUUAUGCACGAUCCAAACGCUUAAUUGGCUCCUCGGUGACAUGGUGCGCUGCCAUCAUCGUCCCAACCUAGGAAAAGCUUGCUUUUCUUCACCGCAACGCGGCUUCGAAAUAUCAUUCAAACACAUCACGAUGUUGAGUAAAGGAGGGAAGCGGGACAUGCACCUCCUUACACUAACAACGUUCCACCAAUAG